CUAAUUCUUCUUAUAAUUAUACUUAUGAAAGAAAAGAAGAGCACUGGUUUGAUACCAGAAGACUAGCAGAAAAUUAUAUCUCAGUCAAUAAAUCAAUGCCAAAAAGAAUCUAUGACUAUAUUGCAAAAGUAAUAACUGACUUAAGAAAGCUAAAAUUUCUAAAAGAAAAACAAGAAAAUGAUAAAAUAUCUGAUCCUAAAAUACCUCUAUUAUACAGAGAUAAUGAGAAAAGAGAUUUUAACCUGACUAUACAUAAUAGUCUACAGACUAAAACAAAAACAUAUCAAGAAUAUUGUCAAGAAAUGCAAGAUAAAACAAAUAGACAAAAAAUUCUUUCAAAUGGAAUAAACACUCUCCAAAUUGAAAGUAGAAAAUCAACUACUUUGACAACAUGCAGAUCGAGAACAUUUUAUAGGAUUAAUAAAAUAUUAAGAAUUAAGAAGAAUGUUCUAAUGAAUAGUAAGAAAGCACACUCAGUAAUUAAAAGAGCCUAUCAAAAAAUAAAAAAAUUACAAGAAGCAAGACUUUCAACUGAACAAAAAGCAUUUGAAGAAGCAAUGCAAAGAGGAUGA
This is a messenger RNA of Cetraspora pellucida, 572 nucleotides long. The record is from the annotation of a GenBank genome assembly. NCBI's taxonomy places the organism in Eukaryota, Fungi, Glomeromycota, Glomeromycetes, Diversisporales, Gigasporaceae.